Molecule: messenger RNA, 1028 nt
Organism: Benincasa hispida (wax gourd)
Lineage: Eukaryota; Viridiplantae; Streptophyta; Magnoliopsida; Cucurbitales; Cucurbitaceae
Product: D-Tyr-tRNA(Tyr) deacylase family protein
Biological process (GO): tRNA metabolic process
Cellular component (GO): cytoplasm
Molecular function (GO): D-tyrosyl-tRNA(Tyr) deacylase activity
Source: RefSeq, a predicted model, not a curated record
AAUUCCUAUUCUUCAGGCUACAAUUUUACGAAAUCCCAAAAAAGAAAAGAAUGAAUAGCGUAGCAAACCUGCCAUUGUUCGCAGCCAGCGUAAGUACCAAGCGAACAACGCUGUUCGGCAACAACAAACUACAGCCGAUUAGAUCCAUGAGAGCUGUUGUUCAGAGAGUCGCCUCUGCAAGCGUUGAGGUCGAUGGCCGCACCGUUUCGGAGAUCGGACCGGGUCUCCUCGUGCUUGUCGGCCUUCAUGACUCCGACUCCGACGCCGACGCCGAAUACAUAUGCCGUAAGGUCCUAAAUAUGAGGUUGUUCCCAAAUGAGAGUACCGCCAGAGCUUGGGACUUAAACGUAAUGCAGAAAAACUACGAGGUUCUAUUAGUUAGCCAGUUUACACUGUAUGGAAUGUUGAAGGGGAACAAGCCGGACUUUCAUGUGGCAAUGCCUCCCCUAAGAGCUAAACCCUUCUAUGCUUCUGUGGUUGAGAGGUUCGGUAAAUCCUACAACCCAGAUCUGAUAAAAGAUGGAGUGUUUGGAGCAAUGAUGAAGGUCAAUUUGGUGAACGAUGGCCCAGUCACAAUGCAGAUUGACUCCCAACCGUCUAAGAAUACAGUUGAACCUCCAGAAGACUCGUGAUGGAUUUCUAUUGGAUUCUACAAUUUAAGAUCUGGCUGCGAUUCUUUGUGGGCUUACAAGUUGAAGAGUUGAUGGGAUGACAGACUCUUUUCAUCAAGGUGGAAAUGAUUAUGUCCUCUUGUGCUAUCCUACUAAUUUCCAUCAGCAUUGGCCGUGGGGUUGUAUGCUAAUUUACUCCUUUAACAGUUGACAAUAUCUAUUUCUCAGCCGCCAAGAAUCCUUUUGGGGACUUUUAAAAAUUUGUUCAGAUACCUUUGUUAGUUUUAGACCUAUUCAAUUCAAUCUUCGUGCUGCUUAAACUAGACAAAUGUCAGCAAAAUUCAGAUCAAUAACCAGCAUGAUCUUAUGUACAAGUGUCAGCAAAAUUCAGAUCAAUAACCAGCAUGAUCUUAUGUA